Salarias fasciatus (jewelled blenny) is the source of this 3602-nucleotide messenger RNA. RefSeq names its product histone acetyltransferase KAT5. Lineage: Eukaryota; Metazoa; Chordata; Actinopteri; Blenniiformes; Blenniidae. The transcript has 15 exons. Gene Ontology annotation, biological process: regulation of DNA-templated transcription; double-strand break repair via homologous recombination. Gene Ontology annotation, cellular component: NuA4 histone acetyltransferase complex. The coding region runs from base 64 to 1746 and encodes 560 amino acids. Gene Ontology annotation, molecular function: histone H4K16 acetyltransferase activity. The record is from RefSeq and is a predicted model, not a curated record.
CGUUUGUAUCGUCUUUGUCGCGGACCGGCAUUUUCCCACAACACCCCGCUCCACCUCUCACAGAUGACGAAAAUGGCGGACAACUCAUCAUCGGUCGAGAUCGUCGAGGGCUGUCGCCUUCCUGUUCUUCGCAAAAACCAAGAACACGAAGACGAGUGGCCAUUGGCUGAAAUUCUCAGUGUGAAAGAAGUCUCGUCGAGAAAACUCUUCUAUGUUCACUACAUUGACUUCAACAAGCGCCUGGACGAAUGGGUCACAUCGGACAGGUUGGACAUGAAGAAGCUUCAGUUUCCUAAGAAAGAAGCUAAAACGCCAACCAAGAAUGGUCUUCCAGGAUCCCGUCCCAGCUCUCCGGAGCGAGAAGUGGUGAGGAAGAGUCUAGAUCUCAACCUACAACAAACUGCCACAGCUCCUUCCAGAGGCAAAACCCUCCCCACACCGACCGCGAGCCGCAUGUCUGACCACGUCUGUCUGCCGCAGAAGAGGAAAGUGGAGCCCGUCCCCGUGCCAGCUCAGGUAUCCCCGGCCGCCCCCGUCACCACCCUGUCAACUCCAGCUGAAGCCCCUCAGGCGGCUGUUUUCCCUGCGGUGAGAGAGACCACCCCCUUCAAGUCCCGAGACCCAGACCAUGAACAGCUCGCCUCGCUCACAACGCAGAACGGCAACGCCAGACGAAUCAUCCCGGCUCAGCCCGGCAGGAAGCGGAAAGCUAACUGUGGGGGGACGGAUGAGAUGAUAAAGGUUUUGCAGUACAACAACCCCCAAAGUGCCAGUGUCUUUCUGCCACCACCAGAGGACUCGCAGGACAGUUCGGACGGCAUCCCGUCUGCGCCGCGCAUGACGGGCAGCCUGGUGUCCGAUCGCAGCCACGACGACAUCGUGACGCGCAUGAAAAACAUCGAGUGCAUCGAGCUGGGCCGGCACCGCCUGAAGCCCUGGUACUUCUCGCCGUACCCGCAGGAGCUCACCGCCUUGCCCAUCCUCUACCUCUGUGAAUUCUGUCUCAAGUAUCUCAAAAGCCUCAAAUGUCUGCAGAGACAUUUGACCAAAUGUAAUCUAAGACAUCCUCCAGGCAACGAGAUCUACCGCAAAGGCACCAUCUCCUUCUUUGAGAUCGACGGCAGGAAAAACAAAAAUUAUUCCCAGAACCUGUGUUUACUUGCAAAGUGUUUCUUGGACCACAAAACACUGUAUUACGACACGGACCCUUUCCUUUUCUAUGUAAUGACAGAGUAUGACUCCAAAGGGUUUCACAUAGUGGGCUACUUCUCCAAGGAAAAAGAAUCAACUGAAGAUUAUAACGUUGCCUGCAUCCUUACUUUGCCUCCUUACCAGCGAAGAGGUUACGGCAAACUGCUCAUCGAGUUCAGUUACGAGCUUUCCAAAGUGGAGGGUAAGACGGGCACGCCCGAGAAGCCGCUGUCUGACCUCGGCCUGCUGUCGUACCGCUCCUACUGGUCACAGACCAUCCUGGAAAUCCUCAUGGACCUUAAACCCGACAACGGAGAGAGGCCACAAAUCACCAUCAAUGAGAUCAGCGAGAUCACGAGUGUCAAGAAAGAAGAUGUUAUUUCAACGCUUCAGUACCUCAACUUAAUCAACUAUUACAAGGGCCAGUACAUCCUGACUCUGUCGGAGGACAUCGUGGACGGUCACGAGAAGGCCAUGAAGAAGAGGCACCUGCGCAUCGAUCCUAAAUGUCUCCACUUCACGCCCAAGGACUGGAGCAAGAGGGGCAAGUGGUAGAACCCCAGCCUUCUCAAAGCCAACAGUGUGAACAAAUAACGGAUCACAUAAAGGUUUUGUUGCACUGUCUGAGGACUUUUUUUUUUAUUAUUAUUAUUAUUUUAACAGAACUUUUCAGAUGGAAAAAAAUGAUUCACAAACUUUGAAAUGACUGAUUGUGAAUCUGGAGCUGAAACGUGGGAACAAAGGAGAGACUGGUAACAAUAACACUGGUGGGGAAAAGAAGAAAAAAAAAUCAUUUUCUGUGUAAAAAGAUCCUGUUGAUGACCAAAACAGUGCUUUAAAAUAAUAAAAGGUGUCUGUUUAAUAUUGUAAAAAAAAAAAAAUUUGCCUCAAAUUGCAAAACGUACACAUGAGGUUAUGCUCAUUUUAUCGCUAAAUUCUAGUCGACAUCAAUUCACUCCGUCAUUUGACAUGUCUGCAUUUUGUAAAAUUCAGACUUUUAUCUUUUUUUUUUUUUUAAUUUGAAACAGAUUUGUCUUCUCCAUCUGCAAAGUGAAAAUGUUGUAAUUAUAAUUAUUUAUGAACCCCAGACAGGUUUGAUUGUAGAAGUCGUCAAGUGAAACAUCGCUGUUGAUUUUCAGCCCGAGGACCACGAUGCAGGAUUCAGGACGAGCUACUGGCAGAAGUCGAAUAUAGUCUAAUAUAUAUAUACACACGUGUUUUCUUUCUCAUAGAUUACUUUAUGACGCUGGUCUUUUCAUGAGUAGAUCCUCGACGUUUUGCACAGCCAUGUUUUCACAGUAGGUCAGGAGAGAAACACACAGUGGUUCCACAAAGAGAAUUUAGCAUUUCAAGCCGUGGCCUCUUGUUUCUGUUACAUUUUGAAGAGACGGCUCAGAAGAGGGAUUCUCAGCUGCUGGCACUUUACAACCUUUAUGCCACCAACACUAAACUCCUACAGACUUCUCCGUUUACGAUACCUGAUGAUGCUUUUUUGGAAAAAUUGCUCCGCUUGUGUUGCUCUGAGCAGAAGUUUUUUGCUUCUCUCCUGGUCAUCGUUGGUUAAUUUCCACACUCCAUUACUGAGCUGGGUGUGUUAACAAGGGAGGAUGUGGAAUAAAUCAGUCACUCAUAUCUUUGGUAGAAGGUCCCUGGCCCUUCAAAUCACUUCCCAACACAUUAGAGUAAGAAGUAUUUUAUAGUAAUCCUCUUCGAGUGCCUGAAUUUCAGCAUCAUUCAUCUGACAGAGCACAAAGAUUAGUGUCGUUUAAUAACGUGCUUAUACCUUUUUAUUAGUUCGUCUCACUCCUGUAAAUUGUCUCUUUUUAAACAUGAAAACCUUAAACAAUGAAAACAUGAAAACCUUUUACAUUGUAGCUCGAGAACCAGCUUGGUCGAUUCAGGUUUUUUUUUGUUUUUUUUCACAAAGUGAAAUCUUAAUCUCGUUUUUUUUUCUCGUGUUUGAACUGGUCAGAAGUCGCGCCGCAGUCGGUCUGUGACGACCGCGGUCGGCGCGUUUCUGAUAAUCCCCCGUCGUGAUCAGUGAGACAAGUCAUGUUCCCUCUGUUUGACUUCUGUUCCCUGUGACUGUACAUACUGAAGACUGAAGCCAUGUUGAACUGUUAGAGGAAUGUAAAUUUAUUGUACAGUUGUAUUUUUUUUUUUUUUUUUUUUUUUACUCAGUGUUAUCGAACAGGCUGCACAAUAUUACCAGGAAAAGACUUAAAAAUGAUAUCUGACAUUGACUUUGUGUUUUUAUGUUUACAUGUCGAGAAGGUUGUUAAAAUUUCUUUGUUGAAAUCAUUUAGUAUAUCUUUAUGUGAAACACAGUUGAGACUAUCAUUUGAACGUUUGAUAUGAAAAAAAACAUGUUGAAUUGAUAAAAAAAAAAAAAAAAGCUUUUAAAAUCGUCA